CCGGUGCGCGUUCUUGCCUGAAGCGAGGUGCGCGGGUGGGGCUUGGGUUAGAGGUACUACCAGCUCUGUAAGCGGGCCUCUCCCCCUCCUUCCGCAGAUGCCCGUGAGCCUCCCCACAGCCCUGCGUGUUUCAGGGACCACCCUCUUCGCUGUGACAGUGCUGGGGGGCAUCCUGGCUGCUUACGUCACAGGCUACCAGUUCAUCCACACGGAGCAGCACUAUCUGUCCUUCGGGCUCUACGGGGCCAUCCUGGGCCUCCACCUCUUCGUCCAGAGUUUCUUUGCCUUCCUGGAGCACCGGCAGAUGCGCCUGGAGGGGCGACCCCUGAAGCUGCAAGCCUCGGUGGCCCUCUGCAUCGCUGCCUACCAGGAGGACCCCGACUACCUGCGCCAAUGCCUGCGCUCCAUCCAGCGCAUCUCCUUCCCUGGUCUCAAGGUGGUGAUGGUGGUGGAUGGCAAUGGAGAGGAGGACACCUACAUGCUGGACAUCUUCCAGGAGGUGAUGGGCUCGGAGCAGACCAGUUGCUACAUCUGGAGCAGCAACUUCCACGCUCAGGCGCUGGAUGAGACGGAGGGGGCCCAUCGGAAGGCUGCGCAGCACGUCCAGAGCCUGGUCCGCAGCCACACCCACUCCUGUAUCAUGCAGAAGUGGGGUGGAAAGCGGGAGGUCAUGUACACCGCCUUCCGGGCCCUGGGGGACUCAGUGGACUACGUGCAGGUGUGUGACUCGGACACCGUUCUGGAUCCUGCCUGCACGGUGGAGAUGCUCCGGAUCCUGGAGGAGGACUCCCAUGUUGGUGGUGUUGGUGGAGAUGUCCAGAUCCUGAACAAGUACGAUUCGUGGAUCUCCUUCCUAAGCAGCGUGCGGUACUGGAUGGCGUUCAAUGUGGAGCGGGCCUGCCAGUCCUACUUUGGGUGCGUGCAGUGCAUCAGUGGGCCGCUGGGGAUGUACCGCAACUCCCUGCUGCAGCAGUUCCUGGAAGGGUGGUACAAUCAGACCUUCCUGGGAAGCAAGUGCAGCUUUGGGGACGACCGGCACCUCACCAACCGGGUCCUCAGCCUGGGCUACCACACGAAGUACACGGCGCGCUCCAAGUGCCUGACGGAAACCCCCACUCGCUACCUGCGCUGGCUCAACCAGCAAACCCGCUGGAGCAAGUCCUACUUCCGGGAGUGGCUCUACAACGCGCUCUGGUUCCACAAGCACCACCUCUGGAUGACCUACGAGUCGGUGGUGACCGGCUUCUUCCCGUUCUUUCUGAUUGCCACCGUCAUCCAGCUGUUCUACCGCGGCCGUGUCUGGAAUAUCCUCCUUUUCCUCCUGACGGUGCAGCUGGUGGGCAUCGUCAAGGCCCUCUACGCCUGCUUCCUGCGGGGCAAUGCGGAGAUGAUCUUCAUGUCGCUCUACUCCUUGCUGUACAUGUCCAGCCUCUUGCCAGCCAAGAUGUUUGCCAUCGCCACCAUCAACAAGUCCAGCUGGGGCACCUCUGGCAGGAAGAGGAUUGUGGUCAACUUCAUGGGUCUCAUCCCGGUCUCGGUCUGGGUUGCAGUGCUGCUGGGCGGGCUGGCGUACACCGCCUACCGGCAGGACCUCUUCACAGACACUGAGCUGGUCUUCCUCAUCUCAGGGGCCAUCUUGUACGCCUGCUAUUGGGUGGCCCUGCUCACCCUCUACCUGGCCAUCGUGGCCAGGCGCUGCAGCAAGCCGCAGGAGCGGUACAGCUUGCCCUUCGCAGAGGCGUGA
This is a messenger RNA of Pseudonaja textilis, 1744 nucleotides long. RefSeq names its product hyaluronan synthase 3 (gene HAS3). Gene Ontology annotation, molecular function: hyaluronan synthase activity. The record is from RefSeq and is a predicted model, not a curated record. Gene Ontology annotation, cellular component: plasma membrane. Gene Ontology annotation, biological process: extracellular matrix assembly; hyaluronan biosynthetic process; polysaccharide biosynthetic process. Lineage: Eukaryota; Metazoa; Chordata; Lepidosauria; Squamata; Elapidae.